Molecule: messenger RNA, 3770 nt
Organism: Cydia pomonella (codling moth)
Lineage: Eukaryota; Metazoa; Arthropoda; Insecta; Lepidoptera; Tortricidae
Gene: Pmp70
Product: ATP-binding cassette sub-family D member 3
Exons: 16
Coding region: 119-2122 (667 amino acids)
Biological process (GO): very long-chain fatty acid catabolic process; fatty acid beta-oxidation; long-chain fatty acid import into peroxisome
Cellular component (GO): peroxisomal membrane
Molecular function (GO): ATP hydrolysis activity; long-chain fatty acid transmembrane transporter activity; ATP binding
Source: RefSeq, a predicted model, not a curated record
UGACAAUGUUCAUUGACGUGCGAUGCGCACUUAAUUGUAGUGCUGCGUACUUAAUGAAAGUUUAUUAAACAUAGAUGCUACUUGUUAGAAAUUAGCGUGUUACAUUUUUCUAUUAAACAUGGCGCCGAAUUUCAGUAAAAUCACAAGUAGGACCGAUGUUAAAAUUGCCCUCGCAGCCUCCGCGGCAAUCGGAGCAUGGGCGAUUAAAAACUCGCUCCAAUCAAGCCAAAGUAAACGAGUUAGACCAGGCCGUUUAUCGCCUGAAGAACAGAUUCAAUAUAUGAUAAAGGAGAGACAUAAAAAGUCACCUAAAGCUCAAGUGGAUGCCAGGUUUUUUGCUGAACUGAAGGCAUUAUGGAAGAUUAUGGUGCCAGGGUUUUGGUCGAAGGAAAGUGGUUUCAUGACACUAAUCGCUUUGUCCCUGAUAGCGAGGUCCAUGUGCGAUCUGUGGUUGAUCCAGCAUACUACUCUAAUAGAGGGGUCUAUUAUCACAAUGAACAAACGGGAGUUCAAAAUCAGAUUGCUGCAGUUCUUUGCCGCAAUGCCCAUGAUAUCAUUAGUCAACAAUGUAUUGAAAUGGAGUAUAGGAGAAUGUAAAUUAAGAAUACGGACAAACCUUUCACUAUAUCUGUACCAGCAAUACAUGAAGGGUUUCACAUACUACCAAGUGACGAACCUGGACAACCGGAUAUCGAACGCGGACCAACUGCUCACCACGGACAUAGACAAGUUCUGCGAGACCGUCGUGGACCUGUACAGCAACAUCAGUAAGCCGAUCCUGGACAUUGGCAUCUAUCUGUACAGGCUCACCGUUAAUCUGGGCGUCAGUACUCCUGGAAUAAUGAUGGCGUACCUACUGGUGUCAGGAGUGUUCCUGACGUACCUCAGAAAGCCUACAGCCCGUCUCACCGUCCAAGAACAAAAAUUAGAAGGCGAAUUUAGAUACGUAAACUCCAGGCUUAUCACGAAUUCGGAAGAAAUCGCUUUCUAUCAGGGCAACCACCGCGAGCAGCUGACAGUUCUGGCGAGCUUCUACAAGCUGACGCGACACCUGCGGAACUUCCUCAAUUUCCGCGUUGGCAUGGGCUUCAUAGACAAUAUAAUUGCCAAGUAUGUCGCGAUCACGGUGGGAUUCUACGCGGUGUCGCGACCUUUCUUCGUGACGGACCACAACCUGCUCACCACGGGAACCGACAACGACAGGUUUAAGCACUACUACACAUAUGGACGCAUGCUGGUAAAGAUGGCGGAAGCUAUCGGCCGCCUCGUCCUCUCUGGAAGAGAGCUGAGCAAACUGGCUGGUCUCACGUCAAGAGUGACGCAGCUGCGAACGGUUCUGUCUGACGUGAACCAGGGGAAGUACACCAGAACCAUGGUGGGGCAGGUGGGGAACGGAAACGGUGUAAUACCGAUGCUGAUGGCGCCAGGCGCGGGCCGCAUCAUCUACCAGGACAAGAUCAUCCGCUUCGACCGCGUGCCGCUCGUCACGCCCAACGGUGACGUGCUCAUCAAGGAGCUCUCAUUCGAAGUCAAGUCCGGAAUAAACGUGCUGGUAUGCGGACCCAAUGGAUGCGGCAAGUCGUCCAUGUUCCGCAUGUUGGGCGAACUGUGGCCCAUCUUCGGGGGCACACUCACGAAGCCGCCCAAGGGCAAGCUGUUCUACGUGCCACAACGGCCUUACAUGACCCUCGGGACCCUUAGAGACCAGGUGAUCUACCCUCAAACCCGCGAUGAGAUGGUCCGCCGCGGCCGCACGGACGCGCAGCUGAACAGGUUCCUGGAGAUCGUGCAGCUGGCGUACCUGACGAGCCGUGAGGGCGGCUGGGACGCCGUGGAGGACUGGAUGGACGUGCUCUCCGGUGGCGAGAAACAGAGAAUAGCUAUGGCCCGUCUGUUCUACCACGAACCGCAGUUCGCCAUCUUGGAUGAGUGCACCAGCGCCGUGUCUGUAGACGUCGAGGGUCAGAUGUACCAGUACUGCAGAGAGAUGGGUAUAUCUCUGUUCACGGUAUCUCACCGCAAAUCUCUAUGGAAGCACCACGACCACUACCUACAGAUGGACGGCCGUGGUGGCUACGUCUUCGAAGAGAUCGACGGUGACACGCAGGAAUUUGGAUCGUGAACUUUAUUCUAAUGAUAAAACGAUUUGAAAUGGCUUGGCAGUGAAAUGGUGCUUUAGUUGCGAAUAGCAAUUCGUUUUUGUAAAAACGAUUGUAAUACUAAACACGACUACUUAAGUUUGCGAAAUCGUUGCAAUAUUGCUGCAUACGUACAUAUUUUUAUUUAAAUUAUUGAUUUGAAUGUAUGAUUACGAUUAAAGUGUUUUACUUUCAUAUUAUCGCAGUUGUUUACUAAUUGGUAAAGAACUGUAAGUAAUUAUUGUGACAAGUUUGCAUACAGCUGUGAAUGUUCUCUUUUUUUAUCUUUCUGUAAGAUGUUUUGUCCAUUAUGUGUGUGUUUCGUGUUUUAGGUUACAAUAAAUAAAUUGCAAACUUUAGCACUAUUUCACAACGACUUUUGAGAGUUCAAAAGCUAUUUUACAUAGGGACCAUAGUGAAUGUUUAUGAAAUAUUAUACAUUAAAAUCAAUGUUGCCAACGUUAUAAAAUAUUUUUCAAUGACGCCAGACAAAUUUAACGCUUGUUGUAAAUAUACACUUAAUUUUAAUAAUUGCUGUCAUAAUAUUAUUGUGCAAUAUUAAGUAAAAUAUUCCUCAUGUUCAUUUAUGCCUACUCAAACAUUUGGAAAAUGUAAUCUGUGUUAAUUUUUAUUCCUAUAAGAUUGAAGUGAUAUGUGGUAGUUAAAUAGAACUCAAUUUUCUUUAUUUAUUAGGGUGGUUCAAAAAAACAUUUUUUUAUAUCUUCCAACGGGGGUGCCCCUUACUUUGUUACACCUGUUUGGCUGAUAAAAUACACCAAGUUUUGUAAUUUUAUCUCAACUAUAGAGUUACAAGAACGAAAUGCCGCAAUGUAUCGCAAAUGGCGUUUUAGAGGGGCCAUGCCAUAAGUAAAUUUAAUAUAAAUAUGAAAUAAAUUAAAAUUAAAUAUAGUGAAAAGAGAUGUUUGUUUACUUUACGUUUGUUAGAUUGGUCUCAAAAAGUCGCAAAUUAAUAUAAGUUUUUUAAAUUAAUUUUUCAAGGAGGUCGAGGACUACCGUUUCCACAUUACCUGAUGAUUUCAAAUCAAAUCCUUUCAUAUAUGUGAUGUUUUAUUGUUAUUUAUUUAUUUAAUGAUAUAUUAUACAUGUACAGUCAGCUGCCAGAGAGGUGAUCCCCCUACAUAGACUGAUUGUAUGCAGGAGGAGGGGUGGGGGGGGGGGGGUCACCUCUCUGCAGCUGACUGUAGCUAUAUCACAGUAAACUAUUAUUAUAUAUGGCAACGCAUAUUAUUCAAGCAAACCAUUGUUUAAGCUUAUAAUUUUAUGAGAAAAGUGGGACAUUCGACACUUAAUGUUUAUUUAGCAUUGGAUGAAACAUUGUGAUCAUGACUUUUUUUUUUAAUUUGUCUUUUGAUUGUUUUUUACGUGUUUCUACACUUUCUACUGCUCCUCGAUUUUUUAUUUGCCUGCUUUACUACAAUAAAAAGCCUUUAUUUAUAAAGAUUUAAUUUCUUAAUGAAUUUAAUAGAGCUUGUAUUGCUUAGAUACAAAAAAAUGUAUAAUGCAAAUUUAAAUCUAAUUAUAUAUUGUGUAUAUUUAGAGUAUAAGUAACUGUGAUAGCUGUUAAGUUUAUGUUUUAUAUUGAUUGGUGCUGAAAUAAAACGGUUGAGGAUA